GUCUGCUGUUGUCGCACUAGCCGACAGCAAGCAAAUAUGAAUGCAAAUUCUGCAGAAGCCAGCUUGAUCUAAAUGAUCGGAUAUUUUGCGUUUUGAUUCCUUUUUAUUUUUAGUAUUUAAAUCGCCAAGGGUUGAGGAGAACUGCGAUAAAGGCUCCAGCAUCCAUUUAGCCUGAAUGCACGUGCACCAUCUGUUCAUUGACGGAGUUUCGUUUCUUAUAAACAAACAUGAAUCAGUAUUAUUUUCUUCUUUUUUCUUUUGUGCAUGUAUUGGCGGAUCCGGAUUUUGCUAAACUCGAUGGUGCCCCGCCUUCUAAAAUAGCUGUUGUUGGAGCUGGAAUCGGAGGAACCGCUACAGCUCAUUUCCUUAGGCAGCAUUUCGGGCCGGAAGUGAGAAUUGAUGUAUUUGAGAGAGGGUCAGUCGGGGGUCGUCUGGCUACAGUCACUGUGAACCACCAAGACUACGAGUCCGGGGGAUCCAUCAUUCAUUCCCUCAACCUGCACAUGCAAGACUUUGUCCAGCAACUGGGGCUGAAGUACCGUAAGAGUGUGGCUGGGAAGACGGCAGUGUUCAGUGGAGAGGGGUUUAUUUUGGAGGAGACCGAUUGGUACCUGCUGGAUUUGUUUCGCUUGUGGUGGCGCUAUGGGAUCAGCUUCAUCCGCCUGCAGAUGUGGGUGGAGGAGAUUAUGGAGAAGUUCAUGAGAAUCUAUAAAUACCAGGCCCAUGGCUAUGCCUUCAGUUCAGUAGAAGAGCUGCUGCACUCUCUCGGGGGUUCAGGAUUUAUCAACAUGACCCGGCGCUCGCUUUCCGAGUCUCUGUUAGAACUGGGCGUCUCCCAGCGCUUCAUUGAUGAAGCCAUAGCCCCGAUCAUGAGGGUCAACUACGGCCAGAACAUCAGCAUCCCUGCAUUUGUUGGUGCUGUAUCUCUAGCUGGUGCACAGGCCAAUCUCUGGGCUGUGGAGGGAGGAAACAAGCUGGUUUGCUCGGGACUGCUUAAACUAGCAAAAGCUAAUCUCAUCCAAAGUCAAGUUACAACCAUUACCCUCCAAUCAACAGGAGAUUACCACCAGUAUAAAGUCACCUACGACUCUCAAAAUGAAAAGUCAUCAGAGCUCUAUGACAUUGUAGUAGUAGCGACGCCUCUCCAACAAAACUUCAACUCGGGCAUCUCAUUCCAGGGCUUUGAGCCACAACUUCCAGAAAUAGCGGGCUCCUACCACCAAACUGUGGCCUCCAUCAUUCACGGCUACCUAAAUUGCACUUACUUCGGCUUCCCCGACCCAAAGCUUUUCCCAUUUUCCAGCAUCCUUACCACAGACACUCCCGGACUUUUCUUCAACAGCGCCGCCAGUGUCUGUCCGGUCAACAUAACCUCCGGCUUCCGACGAAAGCAGCCUCAAGAGGUCGGAGUCUACAAGGUCUUUUCCCCAAAACCUCUGGAGAAGAGUGAGCUGAAGACACUUUUUAAGUCCUACUACUCAGUGCAGAUCACAGAUUGGUUGGCGUACCCUCACUACGGAAGCACCCAGGGGUUGCCACCGGUAGUGCUGCACGAAAACUUGUACUUCCUGAAUGGAAUCGAAUGGGCUGGGAGUGCGAUGGAGAUGAGCUCUGUGGCAGCUAAGAAUAUAGCACUUUUGGCCUACCACCGCUGGAAUAGACAAUUGGAAAUGAUUGACCAGAAAGACCUCAUGCACAAAGUGAAGACAGAAUUGUGAUGCACCCGUAUUUCAUUAUAAAGACACUGUGAAGUAUGAUAAGUAUGAUUAGAGACAAAGUAAGCAACAGCAUAUUUUCGAUUCCACACAAAACGACUUAUGUUUUAGUUUUCCUUUUUUGAUGCAAGAUGCAAAAAGGUUGCAUGUCUGCUUGUCUGUCAGAUGUUUGGUGAAAGCGAACAGCAGUGUGGUUGCAGGCUAAACCCUUGAUCUGUAUCAGACGGUGGUAAUGCAUGGCAAUUGUUUACCCUUACUUACCAACUUGAUGCUUCUGUAAGCUCACUUAUCAUGAGCUAAUGUGAUAAAGUGAAAAAUUGUGUGGAGAGAUGUGAAAGUAAUUCUUCAUUUGUUUAGGUUUUUUUUUUUAUUAUUAUUAUUUUUGCUGAAGAAGUCUUAUAGUUUCACAAUUCCAAUCACUCUUGUGUUUUACAUGCUAUGAAUGUGUAAUGUCACUGAGCUAGGAAAAGUAUUAGCAGGAUAUUUAAGCUUUAUACACUAUUUAUUAUGAUG
Molecule: messenger RNA, 2228 nt
Organism: Cyprinus carpio (common carp)
Lineage: Eukaryota; Metazoa; Chordata; Actinopteri; Cypriniformes; Cyprinidae
Product: prenylcysteine oxidase 1-like
Biological process (GO): prenylated protein catabolic process; prenylcysteine catabolic process
Molecular function (GO): prenylcysteine oxidase activity
Source: RefSeq, a predicted model, not a curated record